Messenger RNA from Acanthopagrus latus (yellowfin seabream), 5804 nucleotides. RefSeq names its product itchy E3 ubiquitin protein ligase b (gene itchb). The coding region runs from base 379 to 3108 and encodes 909 amino acids. Gene Ontology annotation, biological process: ubiquitin-dependent protein catabolic process; protein K48-linked ubiquitination; protein K63-linked ubiquitination. Lineage: Eukaryota; Metazoa; Chordata; Actinopteri; Spariformes; Sparidae. The record is from RefSeq and is a predicted model, not a curated record. Gene Ontology annotation, molecular function: protein binding; ubiquitin protein ligase activity. The transcript has 24 exons.
GUAUUAGUAGAACACAAACACUCCCGCAAUUGCUGCACUGUGUCAAAUUAUGUCGUUCAUAUUAUAACGCUGCAAAAAGCCUCCCUGCCACUUGAAUUGGACCGUAAACGCAUCACCGUGUUUAUUGGCCGUCCAUUGGUCCAUCCUGGUCCAACUCUGGUCCAAUCACAGCGCAACGGGGCAGAAGCGUGCGCCCCACCUUGUUUCGGUCACGUGACGUCAGCUUACGAAGAUGGUGGAAGUUUCUUCUUCCUUGAAGUGAAGCCCCGACUGAAACCUAAACAUCCUGCAGACCGAGGGCUGGGAGUUCACUGCGGCGUUACCAGUUCGAUUUCACAGCUCCCCUCCUGAUCCCGGCCUUCCUCCCAGCCCUAUGUCAUGGCCAGUGGAGUCACCAAGUCGGGCACUUCCAACGGAUACCCCAUGAAGGCACAGCUACAAAUUAUUGUGCUGUCAGCAAAACUGAAAGAGAACAAGAAAAACUGGUUUGGUCCCAGUCCCUAUGUGGAAGUGACGGUCGACGGCCAGUCCAAGAAAACUGAGAAAUGCAACAACACCCACAGCCCCAAAUGGAAGCAGCCGCUCACUGUGAUUGUGACUCCAUUCAGCAAACUGGUGUUUCGCGUGUGGAGCCACCAGACCCUGAAGUCAGAUGUGUUGUUGGGUAUGGCCACGCUGGACGUCAGUGACACGCUCAAGUCUAAUGACAUGAAAAUCUCUGAGGUGGUGCAGACCUUACAGCUGUGUGCGGACAGAGACCAGUCAGAUGUGGUGGGAGAUUUGUCUGUCUGCCUGGACGGCAUGACAGUCGACCCAGAGAUGUUCGCCACAGCCGAGGCUGAGAAUCACAGUAAAUCAAAUGGGGAAUCACAACCAAAUGGGGAUCAUGUCUUAAGGCGGAGUCGAGACAACUCUCCAGCUGUGGACGGUGUAGAGCACAGGUCUUCUCCCAGUGGCCAGAAGUCAACGAACAGCACAGGGUCUCCCUCGGUGUCAUCUAGGCCUCUCCGACCACCCAGACCAUCCAGACCUCCUCCUCCAACCCCCCGCAGACCCACCUCUUCACCAGCAUCUUCCAGCAACGGUUCUGCACCAGCUGAUGGCAGCGAUGGUCAGUCAGGCUCUGAUACACCGGUGCGAACGCCUGCCUCAGGACCCUCCCCAGCCCCAGACUCAAGUCCAUCGACUGGCUCAGACAGGAAUUCCACCUCAGCCUCUGCACCGGCCUCGGCCUCAGCCUCAGCCUCAGUCUCAGCCUCAGCCUCAGCCUCUUCCUCAGCUUCCAACUCCGCCUCUGGAGCUGCAGCAACCAGACAGCCAACCGGCAGCAUCACCCCUGCUGUCACUCCCAGGGUCCCUGCUGUCAACGCUGGACCAUUGCCGCCUGGAUGGGAGCAGAGGGUGGAUCAGAACGGCAGGGUGUAUUUUGUCGACCAUGUGGAAAAGAGAACAACGUGGGAGCGCCCCGAGCCACUGCCUGCUGGCUGGGAGCGUCGUGUCGACCAGAUGGGGCGGGUCUACUUUGUCGACCACAUUACGCGAACCACCACGUGGCAGCGCCCCACAAUGGAGACGGUGCGGAACUACGAGCAGUGGCAGCACCAGCGCAGCCAACUCCAGGGCGCCAUGCAGCAGUUCAACCAGAGGUUCAUAUUUGGGGUACAAGACCAGCCCGCAGCCACUCAGAAUAAGGAGUUUGAUCCUCUAGGUCCUCUUCCGCAUGGAUGGGAGAAAAGAACGGACACAAAUGGCAGAGUUUAUUUUGUGCACCACCCCACAAGGACAACACAGUGGGAGGACCCACGAACACAAGGGUUGCUGAAUGAGAAGCCACUUCCAGAGGGCUGGGAGAUGAGGUUCACUGUAGAUGGUAUCCCUUACUUCGUAGAUCACAACCGGAGAACGACCACCUACAUCGACCCUCGCACUGGAAAAUCCUCACUUGAAAACGGACCUCAGAUCACCUACGUUCGAGACUUCAAGGCCAAAGUACAGUACUUCAGAUUUUGGUGCCAGCAACUGUCGAUGCCUCAACACAUCAAGAUCACCGUAUCCAGAAAAACCCUCUUUGAGGACUCCUUCCAACAGAUAAUGAGCUUCAACGCUCAAGAUCUGCGAAGGAGACUGUGGAUCAUCUUCCCUGGAGAAGAAGGCCUCGACUACGGAGGUGUUGCCAGGGAGUGGUUCUUCCUGCUGUCCCACGAAGUUUUGAACCCCAUGUACUGCCUGUUCGAAUAUGCUGGUAAAGAUAACUACUGUCUCCAGAUCAACCCGGCCUCUUACAUCAACCCCGACCAUCUCAAGUAUUUCAAGUUCAUUGGACGCUUCAUCGCCAUGGCUCUUUUCCACGGAAAGUUCAUCGACACUGGUUUCUCACUGCCGUUUUACAAGCGUAUCCUGAACAAGCCGUUGGCCCUCAAAGACCUGGAGUCGAUAGAUCCAGAGUUCUACAACUCCCUCAUGUGGAUCAAGGAUAACGACAUCGAGGAGUGUUGUCUGGAGAUGUUCUUCUCUGUUGACAAAGAGAUCCUGGGGGAAAUCUCCACUCAUGAGCUGAAACCAGGAGGAGGAGACAUCCAAGUCACUGAGGAGAACAAGGAGGAGUACAUCAGGCUGGUAGCAGAGUGGAGGCUGUCCAGAGGCGUGGAGGAGCAGACGCAGGCUUUCUUUGAAGGCUUCAACGAGGUCCUCCCACAGCAGUACCUGCAGUACUUUGACGCUAAAGAGCUCGAGGUGAUGCUGUGUGGCAUGCAGGAGAUCGACCUCACAGACUGGCAGAGAAACACCAUCUACAGACACUACGCUCGCAGCAGCAAACAGAUCGUCUGGUUCUGGCAGUUUAUAAAGGAGAUGGACAAUGAGAAGAGGAUGAGGCUGCUGCAGUUUGUCACCGGCACCUGUCGUCUGCCUGUUGGAGGCUUUGCUGACCUCAUGGGAAGCAAUGGUCCCCAGAAGUUCUGCAUUGAGAAGGUGGGAAAAGAAAACUGGCUUCCCAGAAGUCACACAUGCUUCAACCGACUGGACUUGCCACCGUACAAAAGCUACGAGCAACUGAAGGAGAAGCUGAUGUUUGCCAUCGAGGAGACGGAAGGCUUCGGACAGGAGUGAGAGCAACCUGGUCGAAGAAGUGGGUGCAGGAGUCUGAAGGAAUAAAAGACCGCCAGUGUUCAAAUCAGGGAGCCUCUUUUGAAAAAAAAAAAAACAACAAAGGGGGCAAGUGUUUUGUGUGAUUGUGCUCUUGCAUGCAUGCACACACCUUGCGUGGUACUUGUGCUGGUGUGUGUGUGAGAGCCUGCAUGUUGCUGCAGAGACGCUGGGAUGCGCGAAAAUUUUGUAUUCUUUCAAACCAAAACAGGGAAGCUGCUCCUGUCUCUUAGAAUGUGCAGCAAAAUAUGCAUGGGAUCCUGAAAACUCCCCCUCUGACAUCUGCAGUAGUGUUUUCUUCCCUGCACGUGAUCAUGUAAUCGCAGGCAACGAGGUGGCCUCGGGAUUACAGUCAUCUCUUAACCAGAAGGGCCACAGGUUCUAACAGUGGUGUCCUUCUCAAUCUGUCCUUAUCAACCUGAUUUGUUCUUAAGUCGCUCUUGCAUUAAAGCGUCAUAAAUGUCAAAGUAUUACGUUUUAAAGCGACAUGUUAGAGGGUUUGUUUUUUUUCCUUAAACAGGGUUAAUUUUAACCAAAAAUGCAAACUUUGUUGCUCUACGAUUGUUCGUUUCACUAGAAUGAGCUGCAUCCGUUUUCCUCAUCAUGUUUUCAAAUCUCUCACACUUUGGUCUGCAUCUCUACUGGGGACUUAGAUGGAUCCUUUUUGAAGUGAACGGUAACACUUGGCAAUAUAAGAUGAUAGCUUUGCUUCCAAAUUAACCCUUAAAUAGCAGGCAGUCUUGGUGCUUUAAGAGACAUGUGGAAGACGUGGCUAAUAUAAGUAACGAGAGAGAUACACGUUUGUGUAAGUAUUGAUCUGUGAAUCACUUAAUGAUUGUGAAAAGUGUUGUAACCUCCAUUAUUUAUAGCGUCGGGAAAUGUGGAAGAUUUAAAAAAGAAAAAAAAAAACAGAACUUUAACCGACCCUAGUUUUAUAGGGCUGGAGUUUGUGCACUGUGACGUGAGAUUGGGCGUAUAAGAGUAUUGUUGGAGAAGUUAAUCAUCUCGUUAAUCAGCCUCUUUCUCUCAGCUCACGGUCUUUUUAAAAACAGGAUAUUGACGAUGAAGUUAAGUAUUUUUUAAGGUGGUGUUCAGCAGAUUCAGUACUUAAGAUGUGCUUGAUCUAAUGUGUGAAAAACACCAAAUUGCAAGUUAAACCAAAUCCACUUUCGUAAGUUUAGGUAAAAAAAAAAAAAAAAAAAAAUCUUAAAUGACAUUUUGAAUGCAAACUCCAAAAGAAAUCGCAUGUAGCUCCUCACACACAUGUAGCAUUCAAGGGAGUGAACUCUUGUCUUGCCUCGCAACAAACCACAAGAUUAGUACGAAAAAUGCAGUUUUUCUAUUCACUUGAAGAUCUGUCAAAAAAAGAGUAUUUCCACUUAGUGACGGUCACAUUUCAUCUGAUUGAUUGACUCGUUUACAGUUUUAUGGACAAAGAUCCCGCUUUAAAUUACAUUUUCUAACACGCGAUGAAAUAACACGAGGCUGUGUUUUCCUUUUUUCUUUCUUUUUUUUUUUUAAGGAUGUGCUCAAGACAAGUUAAGAUUGCCUUUGUGGUGUUGUUUAUGAAUUUCCAAGAACGGCUUUUAAUUUUUGUGAGCAUAAAGACGCCUCUAAAAUGCUUUUACCAAUGUGGAAUCUGCAUCACGCGUGCAAAGAAGACAUCUUUCUAUUGCAAUCUUCUGUUUGGUUUGGGUGACUCGACAUCUGAUCAACAAUAAUCGAGGGUGAUUAAUCUCAUUUGUCCGUUUGAAAUAUAAACACCAGGUAUAGUGUGGUUGCUCAUCUUGGAGUGUCCUUUCGAAUGAAUGAAUUACACACUUAAAAGACAGGCGUGGUUACUGAGGAGCAGUGGGGGUUCAGGUGUGUUUAGUCUGACAAAGCACGGCACUUUUGGAAAAAAAAAAAAAAAUCCCUCCACUUUGUUGCAGCAUGUGGGGCAUCCGGUCCUCGUUUCUGGUAACUCUAGGCUCUGUGCUUCCACAUGCGCGGUGAGGUGGUCUUAAGUGUUUGUCACUAGCCUUCAGGUAGCCUUAUCUCCACCUUCGUAACGCUCUGGAGUCUGGUCAGUCCUCGCUGACCCUGGUGUGGAGGACGCAACCGGACCAGGAGGAGGCUGAAGAGUUCUUUUUGAAGAAACUGCUCCAGUGUUGAGAAAAGCUGCGACGCUUAAGCUGAUGACUCGUGGUCUGUUUCAACGGCUCAUUGGUCCUUCAGCUGAGACAACAACUACUGAGACAAAGUCAGUGUAAUAUAAUGAAUGUAUCAUGGUGAAAAGUUGACCGGUAGAGUUGCCUAUAUACAUUUUUGCCUCAGAUGGUUCCUCCUGAUGCAGUGUGUUUGUUUUUUUAAAUCUUGUUCUGGGUCGAUCACAUAUUAAAAAUCCUGGGGACACGGUAGUUAAGCAAUUAUGUAAAUAUCAUAAUGCACUGCUUUUCUUUUCCUCCAGAUUUUUUCCAUGUACAACUAAACCACUGUCAUUCUCCUGUAUAUGAAAACAAGUUGUAAAUGGUGUCAAUAACAGAUUUUCUUUUGUAAAAGAAAGGUUUUAAUAAGAGUUUUAUGGUAACACUAUAUUUUCUUUUCCCUGGUUAAUUUCUGAUGUACAUGAAAGAUGUGUAAUAUAGAAAUUGUCACCUUAAUAAAUUAAAUUAAAAAUG